AUGACUAACGACCUAAAAAACAAACUCGGUGCAACUACUGAACAACUAGAAACAGUAAUUGCCCCCCAUUACACUAAUUUAGAACCUUGGCAAAGAGGAUUAUUAAUAAUUGCUCUCAUUCUUUUCCUACUUUUCUCUAUUUACCAUCUCACUAAACCGGAUAAACCAUUAAACAUUAAAAGAAUAAUCAUGUAUAACACCGAACAAUAUUUUGAUUUUGAUUCACCCAAGAAAGCAGAGACAAAAAUUAGUAAAAAGAAGAAGCAACAAGCUUUAUUAUCUUUUUUACUGUUAGCCGGAGCAGCCUAUUAUUACUUUAUGAUUUAUUUACCGGAAGAAGAAACUAAACAAUUAGAAGUUAAAUUGCAAGCUGAGAUUGACCGAGUGAAGAAUGCUAAACCGGAUGAUGUUGCUGAAAUGCUAACCGAUUUACAAACUUAUCAACAAUGA
This is a messenger RNA of Ambispora gerdemannii, 450 nucleotides long. The record is from the annotation of a GenBank genome assembly. Lineage: Eukaryota; Fungi; Glomeromycota; Glomeromycetes; Archaeosporales; Ambisporaceae.